Messenger RNA from Trachymyrmex septentrionalis, 806 nucleotides. Its product is annotated as translation initiation factor IF-3-like. NCBI's taxonomy places the organism in Eukaryota, Metazoa, Arthropoda, Insecta, Hymenoptera, Formicidae. Gene Ontology annotation, molecular function: ribosome binding; translation initiation factor activity. Gene Ontology annotation, cellular component: mitochondrion. The transcript is spliced from 2 exons. Gene Ontology annotation, biological process: ribosome disassembly; mitochondrial translational initiation. The coding region runs from base 22 to 750 and encodes 242 amino acids. The record is from RefSeq and is a predicted model, not a curated record.
UUAGGACGGAACUGCCGAACUAUGAUAGUUUCCGGGUUACCGCCGGUUCUACGCAAGGCUGUACAUCUUGCUCAGAGCUUCAGUCGGUGUCGCGUGACACGUGAUAUUUGGAAGUCCGAUCAGUGUCGAACGUUUAGCAAAAUGCCGGAACAGAUUGACAGCAACGGUAAUAAGAAGCCGCGACCAAAAACAGAACGGAUCCCGAAGAUCACGCUCUUGUCGCUGGACAACUCUACCACUGUGACCGUGCUGGAAAUGGCUCAGCGUUUGGCGAAACGACGCAACCUUACCCUCAUUAAGGUCAGCGAUUUCGAAAGUAAAACGCAGCGACCGCUCUAUAAGUUAGUGAACAACACCAACAUUCUGAAGGAGACCAAAGAGGAUACUCAGGACAUCGACAAGGCCGCGCAGAAGUCAAGCAAGGGCGCUAAAUUAUUCUAUAUAUCCGCGAAGAUCACUGAACAUGACCUAGGGACGAAGACGAAGAGCAUAAUGAAAUUGUUGAAAAAGGGCCACAAAGUCAAAGUUGCCAUCACUAUGGACGGUGCCGACGGGGGGGGUAAGGAGUCAGGGUCAGGAGUGCAAAGAGUCAUCGAGGAUGUUGCAAGAAAUGAUGGCAGUAUCAAGCAAAUGCCAUCAAAGAAGAACGUAAUUUUACUCUUAAUAACUCCUUCACAUAAUGAAGAUGUUUCUGUAAAUAAAGAUGAGACUGACAACUCCAAUAUAGCUAAUAAUGAAAGAGGUACCUGAGAUUUGUUGAAUGAUAUAAAUAUAGACAGAUGAAAUGAAAAUUUAUCGCUGUUGAC